UUGGCUUUCAAUAUUGAAAACGGAAGUAGAUAUUUUGAAACAAUGAAAAAAAGGCAAUCGAAAAACAGGGUGACAUCCAGGGAGGUCAUUGCUAAAGCUACCUCAUAUCAUAUUCACGUUAAAACGGGAGAUGUUGCCGGCGCCGGUACCGAUGCCAAUGUCUAUCUGAUAAUCUAUGGAGCGAAGGGCGACACAGGUCAGCUUAUGUUGAGACAGUCAGCAAGCUUUAAGAACAAGUUUGAGCGUGGAAAAACUGAUGUGUUUAAAAUAAGAGCCACAGAUAUCGGACAGAUAAAACGUAUAAAGGUUGGACAUGAUGGUACCAGUCUAAAUGAUGGCUGGUUCCUGGAUAUGGUGAAGAUACUGGUUCCCUCUCGUGGGGAACAGUAUGUUUUUGCUUGUCACAGAUGGCUUGCCAAGGACGAAGCAGACGGAUUGCUGAAAGUUGAAAUGGAUGCUUCAUAUAAAGAGGAUAUGGAAAAAACUAUUCCAUAUGAAGUUACCCUAUGGACAGGUAAUAAAUCUGGAGCAGGAACCGAUGCGAAUGUUUUCCUACAGAUAUAUGGUACCGAGGGCAAAACUGAAUCAUAUAAUCUGCGAAACAAAACUGAUAACUUUGAAAAAGGAAUGUGUGAUAAAUUUAAGAUUGAGGCUGCUGAUGUUGGUAGGAUUCAGAAGGUGCGAAUUGGUCAUGGUGGUACGGGAACAUUUUCAGGCUGGUACAUGGAUAAAAUGCUCAUUCAAAGAAAGCCACGUAAGGGCACAAAGAAGAAACGCAGACGUUCAAUCUCAUCUGCCCGUGACAGGGACCGAGAUAGGCGUUCACCUCUUAUGUCACGCAUGGGUGACUUCUCAGAUUCAGACGAUUCUGACAUCAGCAGUGUAUCUCAGUCGAGACGUCGUAGGACGAAAUCCCCAAAACUUCCGAAAAAGAAUCUGAAGACGGUUGAGGAGGAGUCUGAUGAAUAUGACGGUACCGAAACAGAAGAUUAUUGGUUCCUUGUUGAUCGAUGGUUUGCUCGCAGCGAAGAUGAUAAACAGAUUGUUAGAGAGCUUAUACCAACUGAUGAAAAAGGGCGUCCAAUCAAGGGUGGUCUUGAAGAGGUCAAUUAUACUGUACGUGUUUUUACUGGAGAUGAAUUUGGAGCUGGAACAGAUGCCAACGUAUUUAUUAACCUUUAUGGCGAUGUAGGAGACACUGGUGAAAGGCAGCUCAAGGACUCUUCAACAAAUACCAAUAAGUUUGAGCGCAAACAGGAGGACGUCUUCAUUGUGAAAGCUAUUGAACUUGGUAAGCUUGGGAAGUUAGAGAUUCGACAUGAUAACGCGGGUGGUGGCGCUGCAUGGUUCCUGGAUAGAGUGGAAGUGGACGACCCGAAAAAUAAAAAGAAAUAUUUCUUCCCGUGUCAGCGUUGGUUGUCGACGAAUGCCGACGAUGGUCAGAUUAGCCGUGAACUUGUCCCAGUUGACGCCAGUCUGAAGAGCAAAAUGUCGAGACAGGACUCCAAGGCAAUACGAAAUGAGAUCGCCUUGGAAACUAAAGAUGAUAAUUUCUAUAAAAGAGUACUGACUAGAAGCCAAACAAGAUUUGUGGAAGACCUCAAUCCAACUUCUAUAUUGGACUUGUUUUUGGAAAGAGAAUUCUUGCCUUAUAAUCAAGUGCGAGAUAUUGGGGAGCUGCCUUCAACUUCAAAGCAGACAAGACAAAUACUAAACGAAGUUACCUAUAAAGGUUUUAAAGGUUAUAGUAUAUUUAAAAAGUUACUGAAGAAAGCAAAACAAGGAAAUUUAGCAAACUAUUUAUAUCGGCAAGAGGCAAAUUUAGAGAAAGAAAUGAUGACAGAGAAGAAAAAUGAAGAUAAAGGGAAGCAAGUUCAAUCACAAAAUUUAAAUGCUGCACCAACAAAGGCUAAUACAGGUAAUUAGAAUAGAAAUAACCCU
Ruditapes philippinarum (Manila clam) is the source of this 1941-nucleotide messenger RNA. RefSeq names its product lipoxygenase homology domain-containing protein 1-like. Gene Ontology annotation, biological process: regulation of apoptotic process. Gene Ontology annotation, molecular function: protein binding. The coding region runs from base 43 to 1926 and encodes 627 amino acids. The transcript is spliced from 12 exons. Lineage: Eukaryota; Metazoa; Mollusca; Bivalvia; Venerida; Veneridae. The record is from RefSeq and is a predicted model, not a curated record.